Molecule: messenger RNA, 514 nt
Organism: Anopheles maculipalpis
Lineage: Eukaryota; Metazoa; Arthropoda; Insecta; Diptera; Culicidae
Product: ladderlectin-like
Exons: 2
Coding region: 50-514 (154 amino acids)
Biological process (GO): biological process involved in interspecies interaction between organisms
Cellular component (GO): external side of plasma membrane
Molecular function (GO): carbohydrate binding
Source: RefSeq, a predicted model, not a curated record
GAUUCUCCAUCACAGUUUGGUGCAUUAUUGCUUCACCACAAACAGCAACAUGUCGUGCAAAACUAUCUUCCUGUCGUUGUGUGUGGCGUUGAUCGCAUUUAAUGCUGUCGAAGCCACUCCCAAAAGAUUCGUCGUUAUCACGAAAAGCUCCAGCUUUUUCCAAGCGUGGCAUGAUUGCAACGAACUGGGAGCCUAUUUAGCUGCUAUCGAGUCGCCAAGCGAUCAAGCGCUUGUGGAGAAAGCGUUGGCCAGCUCUAGCAACCCGAACGGCACUUACUACAUCGGAGGAACGGACAUUGGCCGGGAUGGUCGCUGGAUGUGGAUUGGAUUGCACAGGCAGAUUAAGAACUUGGACUACAAGAACUUCUACCCCGGAGAGCCCAACAAUCUUGGUGGACGCCAGGAAUGCUUGACGGUUGGCAACUGGAAAGGUGAGCAGCAGCGUGGAAAAUGGGACGACGCGGAGUGCGAUAAGCAGCUUGAUGGAUAUGUGUGCACACACCCCGCAUCUUGA